AUGGGGCACUCCAACUUUGAACCCUACUGGGAGAAAUGGUGGGGGCUCCUGCUCCUCACAAAUGGACCGGAGAUGUCCCCCGGCUCUGGUCACGGUGCCUGGCAGAGGCUCCACAAAGUCAACCAAGACCUCCAAAGUGAGCUGGAAGCCCAAUGCCAGCGUCAAGAGCUGAUCAAUCAGCAGAUUCAGUCGCUGAAGCGCAGCUACGCCGAGGCCAAGGACGUGAUCCGGCACCACGAAGCCGAGAUUCAGAGCCUGCAGGCGAGGCUCAGUAACGCGGCGGCUGAGCUCUCCAUCAAGGAGCAGACCCUGGCCAAGCUCAAGAGCGACCUGAGGAGCGAAAAAGAGAAAGCCAAAGAGCAGCUGGAGGAGUGGCAGCACGGCGAGGCCAUGCUCAGCUCCCAGCUGAAGGCCAGCGAGCAGAAGCUGAAGAGCGCGGAGGCUCUGCUCCUGGAGAAGACCCAGGAGCUGCGGGACCUGGAGAUGCAGCAGGCUUUGCAGAGGGACCAUCAGAAGGAGGUGCAGCGGCUCCAAGACAGGAUCGCGGACCUGAGCAGGCAGCUGAAUGCUAGCGAGCAAGCGCGGAUCCUCAUGGAGGAGAAGCUGCAGAAGAAUUACGAGGCUUUGCUGGAGAGCUGCGAGAGGGAAAAGCAGGUUUUAAUACGGAGUCUGAAAGAGGUGGAGGAUAAGGCCAACGAGUAUGAGAACCAGCUGCAAAAUAACGAGCAGCAAAUGGAGAUUCUGCAGAAGGAGAAGCUGAGUGCAAAGUUCGAAGGCAGUGAGCUUGUCCACCAGCUGGAGGAGCAGCUGGUGAUGAAGGAGGCCAGCAUCCAGAAACUUGCAGAGCACAUCAAGGAGCUCGAAAGAGAGAGAGAUCAGAUCAAAUAUCGGUUCCACGAGCUCAUGAAUCAGGUUGCCGAGUCGGAUAACGAAGUUGCAAAGCUGCAAGCGAAGUUGAAAAUGGAAGAAACCAACUACCACAAUCUGGAGCAAUCAUUCGAGGAGGUGUCGGAUCAGUUCCAGGGUGUGCAGAAGGUGCUGAAAGAAAAAGAAGAAGAGCUGAGACACGUUAAGGAAAUGCACUUGAGAAUUGUGGAGAAGAAAGAUGAAGAUCUCAGUGAGGCUUUGGUUAAAAUGGUUGCUUUAGAUAGCAGUCUAGAGGAGACUAAAGUAAAGCUGAAGGCCAAGGAGGAGGCUUUAAAGAAAUUAGCUAGUGUAGGCACAGGUCCAUGUGCUGAGGAGGUGGAAGACCUUGGCCCCAAUCUCGAGGCUGACGAAAGUCAUCCAUCCCAAUUGGGGCAGCCUCUGCAAACUCAGGAUGUCCUCCCAGCUCUGACUUACGCACUGAAGGAGGAGGAGGAGGAUGAGGUUCUUGAGACCAGCCAGAGGCAAGCAGAGGAAUUUGGCUCCCCGUCCAAAGCUGUAGAGUUCCAGGAUCAGGAGUUAGUUCAGAAAGCCUUAGCAAAGCCUGAUGUAGGAAUCGUAGGGGCCAAGAGGCAAAGAAUCCGUUUCUCAAGCAUCCAGUGCCAAAAAUACAUCCAUCCAGAUGGUUCGGAGAAAAACUGGACAAGCAGUACCUCUUCAGACACGAGCCAAGACAGAUCGCUGUCUGAAGAAAGCAUGUCAUCAGAGCCAGCUCUUGGUUACCCAUCAUCAGGGACAAAUGACUCUGAGACCUAUCUCUCCAUCAUUCAUUCCCUGGAAACCAAACUUUAUAUUACAGAGGAAAAACUCAAAGAUGUAACAAUGAAGCUUGAAAGCCAGCAUGGCCACAAUCAGGAGACGCUCAUCGCCCUCCAUCAUCAGUGGGCCAGCACAGAGUCUCAGCUGCGGGAACAACUUCAGACCAGCUUGUCCCAAGUCGGUGCUUUGAUCUCACAGCUGGAGAGUGAGAGGCAGGAAAAGUUCAAGCUCAUAGAAAAUCAUGUUAGCGAGCUGGGAGGUUUCCAAAUGAAAAAUGAUCAAGCGCUGACUUGCUUAGAGAAGUGCAGGGAGCAACUAAGAUCUUUGCCCAAAUCAGACAAGGAAAAGGAGGGUGAUUUGUUCCUUGUUACUCUGUCCAGCAUGGAAACGACCUUAUCAAAUGCAAUUCAAGCCUUGAGAGGGGCGCCAGUCCCAUCGGAGUAUCAGCAAAGUGAAAGCCUUAUCGUGGAAAGCCCCGCUCCAGAAGGAGGUUUUUUGGGAGAAGAGGAGCACGUCUCCAAGGAGCAGCGAGAGGAAAUGUUUGACGCCGGCCAGUUGAAAUGGCUUUCUGAGAGAGUGGCUUUUGAGGCCUCUCUCAUCAACCAAAUAGCGGAGUCUUUGAAAAACGCAAGCUCUGAGAUAUCUCAGCUUCUGAGAGAGAUCCAGGGAACGGCUGAGGUGGUUUUGUUGGAGCCGGCAAAUGUUUCUCAUACGGCCGUCGACUUGGCCAGCGUCCUAUCUAAGAAGCUGCUGCUGGAAGGGGAGUUCUGGAGCCAGGUGGAGGAGCUGAGAGUGCACUUGAGCACCAGAGAAGGAGAAGCCGAGGGCAAAACAGAAACAACGGUCCAAGAUGCAAUUGUUCAGGCUCAGGUUUGUUAUGCCGCUUGCAAAGUCCGACUGGAGUAUGAGAGAGAGCUGAAGUCCUACAAGGAGUCCUUGCAGAGCAUGGACGCGCUCUGCCAAGAGCGCGUGAAGACGGUCUCUCUCCUUCGGGACGAGUACGAAGACUUGCUUAGAAAGCAGCAGGGUGAGUACGGUGAGGUGAUCGCCAUGCUUGAACGGGAGAACGCCGAUCUCAAAGCAAAGGUGUCCCAGCUUGACAGUCAGCGAAGGCUCUUGGAGGAAGAAGAGCAUAAACACAGCAAGAGCUUGAGUGAAUUGCAGGGACGGUAUGAGGAGGAGAUUCGAAACGUGAUAGAGCAACUAAACAGGACAGAGGAUGCUCUGAAGGCCGAGAGGACAGAGGGGCUCAACCAGCUGGAUGCCAUCGUCCGUGACAAGCAGAACAUGGAACGGUAUCACCUGGAGCAGAUGCAAAUGCUGGAGGACAAGUUCCAGGCCAAGAUCAAGGAGCUGCAGGUCAUUCACGGCGAGGAGCUGCAGGCGUUGCAGGAGCACUACAGCCAGAACCUGCAGCGCCUGCAGGAGACCCUGGACGAGUACCAGAGGCAGCACCCGGAGGUGUCCCCCGUGGUGGGCCUGGGUGGUGGGGACACCUGGGCGGCCGGUGAGGCGGGUGGCACCGGGCAGGGCCCCGGCAGCGACCUGGACUCCAUGCACGGCCUGAGGGAGCGCAUCCAGGAGCUGGAGGCCCAGAUGAACGUCAUGAGGGAUGAGCUGGAGAACAAGCAUCUGGAGGGGAAUGCUUCCACCUUGAGGGAAAAAUACCAGAAAGACUUUGAAAACUUAAAGGUCUUGAUACGUUAA
Fulmarus glacialis (Northern fulmar) is the source of this 3390-nucleotide messenger RNA. RefSeq names its product myosin-11-like. NCBI's taxonomy places the organism in Eukaryota, Metazoa, Chordata, Aves, Procellariiformes, Procellariidae. The record is from RefSeq and is a predicted model, not a curated record. The transcript has 3 exons. Bases 1 to 3390 code for a protein of 1129 amino acids.